Messenger RNA from Leptosomus discolor (cuckoo roller), 1746 nucleotides. The record is from RefSeq and is a predicted model, not a curated record. NCBI's taxonomy places the organism in Eukaryota, Metazoa, Chordata, Aves, Leptosomiformes, Leptosomidae.
AUGCCGGCCCCCGGCGCGGCGCCAGCGGCGCGUUACGGGAUGCACGUGAGGGGAGGCAAUAAUGCAGGGCAUACAGUUGUUGUGGAUUCUGUGGAGUAUGACUUUCAUCUUCUGCCAAGUGGGAUCAUCAAUCCAAAAGUGACUGCAUUCAUUGGAAACGGCGUUGUAAUUCAUUUGCCGGGACUCUUUGAAGAAGCUGAGAAAAACUUAAAGAAAGGAAAAGGGCUAGAAGGCUGGGAAAAAAGACUAAUAAUUUCUGACAGGGCUCAUAUUGUGUUUGAUUUUCACCAAGCUGCUGAUGGCAUCCAAGAACAACAGAGGCAAGAACAAGCAGGAAAGAAUUUGGGAACUACCAAAAAAGGAAUUGGUCCAGUAUAUUCUUCUAAAGCAGCUCGAAGUGGACUCAGAAUGUGUGAUCUUGUUUCUGAUUUUGAUGAAUUUUCUGAGAGGUUCAAAGUGUUAGCCAAUCAGUACAAAGCGAUAUAUCCUACCUUAGAGAUAGAUAUUGAAGGGGAAUUGAAAAAGCUCAAGGGCUGCAUGGAAAAAAUAAAGCCAAUGGUAAGAGAUGGUGUUUAUUUCAUGUAUGAGGCUUUACAUGGACCACCAAAGAAGAUCUUAGUAGAAGGUGCAAAUGCAGCACUGCUGGAUAUAGAUUUUGGCACGUAUCCUUUUGUGACUUCAUCAAACUGCACAGUUGGAGGUGUGUGUACAGGUCUGGGCAUGCCACCGCAGAAUGUCGGGGAAGUGUACGGAGUUGUGAAAGCUUAUACAACCAGAGUUGGCAUCGGUGCCUUUCCUACAGAACAAAAUAAUGAAAUUGGAGAAUUGCUGCAAAUGAGAGGUAAAGAGUUUGGCGUUACCACUGGUAGAAAGAGAAGAUGUGGCUGGCUGGACCUUGUGUUACUCCGAUAUGCUUACAUGAUUAAUGGAUUUACUGCAUUGGCACUUACCAAAUUGGAUAUCUUGGAUGUAUUUCCGGAAAUCAAAGUUGGUGUUGCGUACAAACUAGAUGGUGAAAUCAUACCUCAUUUUCCUGCCAACCAGGAAGUCUUAAAUAAAGUAGAGGUUCAGUAUGAGACACUCCCAGGAUGGGAUACGGACAUAUCAAAUGCAAGGACGUUUGAUGAGCUGCCUGUAAAUGCACAAAAUUAUGUUCGCUUUAUAGAAAUGGAGUUGGGUGUUCCUGUUAAAUGGAUUGGAGUAGGGAAAUCCAGGGAAUCAAUGAUCCAGCUGUUUUAAAGAUUUCAGAUGCAUGGAAGAAAGCACACUCCUCAAAGACUGCUCAUUCUUAAAUGCAUUAGUAGCCCGCAAAGCAAAGAUGUUGGAAAGAUAGAUUUUUGCAUGGAAAGAAAUGCUAGAGUUGAGACCCCCAAAUCAGUCGCUACUCCUGAAAGAGACUUUUAACAUGAACCUGUAUCAGUUCUUGUUUGACUGCAAUUUCCAGGACACUUGUCACUGUUGUUCAAGGUGCCAUCAGAUUUAUUUUUUCUUAUGUAAUAUUUACUUCAUAAUGUAAUUCCUGUUUGAAAAUCUAAGGUAGCAUUACUUUCAUGACUGUUUGUCUUUGUUAUCCUCUCUCUGCUUUCGGCGGUGUUACUUCCCUGAAAUUUUAGACAGUAAAAACAAUGCAGUUUUGCACAGAUAGUUUUACAUCCUCAUUAUUUGUAUUCCUAAAGCUGUUGUAUUCUUAAUGGCUGCUCUUGUGAGUGAUUAAAGAGGGGGGUUCUGAUUUUAUAAUGCUAUAAA